This is a messenger RNA of Nicrophorus vespilloides, 1398 nucleotides long. RefSeq names its product leucine-rich repeat-containing protein 57. The record is from RefSeq and is a predicted model, not a curated record. Gene Ontology annotation, molecular function: protein binding. NCBI's taxonomy places the organism in Eukaryota, Metazoa, Arthropoda, Insecta, Coleoptera, Silphidae. The coding region runs from base 479 to 1195 and encodes 238 amino acids. The transcript has 4 exons.
UAGUUUAACUGCUGCACUUUGCAGAAGCAGCAGAUUUGCAUAAGUGAAUUUCAUUCAUUAUGAAAAACACAAGUGCAAGUGUAUAGUAACCAUGGAGAUGUAAACAAAGGAGCCAAUUGGACGGUUUGUUUGCAAAUACAUAGAAAUUUGUGCAUUUAUUUUAAGCACUCUAUGUAUAUUUACUGGUAGCAAGGAUAUAUGUGAUCCAAUCUGAAACUUAGCAGGAAGCAUGAAUGGUUUUCAUCUACGAAGCAUUCAACUGGUAAACUGCCGGCGAUAGCAACACAUUAAUCAAUAUUCGCAACAAGUUAAAGGUAGCGAAACGCUACGCGCUGGCAACGUCUAACGAUUUCCAUCUGUCAGUGUCAGUUGUGACGGCCGUCAGUUUAACUUGUAGCUCUGCGUUUUUCCAUCAACACAAUGUUUUAAUUAAUUACAAGGAUUCUUCUUGUUCGGCAGUGAGAAAACAUAAGCGAGUAUGGGUAACUCGGGGAUCAAACAGCACUUGGAGACCGCCAAGAAGACGGGCGUUCUGAAGGUGUCCCAGAACAAGAUGAACGAGUUUCCACCAGGUUUCCUGCAGCUGGAAAGCAAUUUAAGAACACUGGAUUUGUCCGAUAACAAAUUCGUGACGCUGCCCAAUGAAAUAGCCAGGUUCUUGCAUCUCAAGCACCUCAAUUUGAACAAGAAUAUCCUGGCCAAAAUCCCCGACUGCAUUGGAGCUCUCACCAAACUGGAAACCCUGAAUGUCUGUCACAACAACCUGUCCAGUUUACCAAGGACCAUCUCCAAUCUGAUCAACCUCAAACAGGUCUACUUAUCAGAUAAUCAUUUCAAGGAGAUUCCGCUAGUGUUUUGUGGUUUGAGGCACUUGGAUGUGCUUGAUCUCUCUAGGAAUGAGAUAAGCUCAGUGAAUGGGGAUAUAGCCACACUGAAUGUCACCGAGCUGAACCUCAACCAGAACCAGAUCGCUGAUCUUUCGCCGCACAUCGCCUCCUGUCCGCGUCUAAAGACGUUGAGAUUGGAGGAGAACUGCCUGCAGCUGACCAGCAUCAAUCCCAAAAUACUUACUGAUUCCAAGAUCUCCAAUUUGGCACUGGAGGGAAACCUAUUCGAGAUGAAACAGUUGAACGAAAUCCACGGUUACGACGUUUACAUGGAGCGGUACACGGCCGUCAAGAAGAAACUGUUUUAAAUUGAAAUCAGUUCAAAUUAUUCUGUUACCUUUGUACAUAUUAUUUUGCACAGCCGGGUGAGUCUACUGUUUUCAUCUCAGAAGGUCUUUUUUUAUCAUAUUUACAUAUAUAUAUAUAUACAUAUUAUUUAUUCGUUGUUUUUGUUUCUUUGUUAAGUAAUUAAUCAUAUUGUCAUACGGGUCUAGUUUGGAAUUUGCGCCAA